Molecule: messenger RNA, 3645 nt
Organism: Planococcus citri (citrus mealybug)
Lineage: Eukaryota; Metazoa; Arthropoda; Insecta; Hemiptera; Pseudococcidae
Exons: 8
Coding region: 258-3407 (1049 amino acids)
Source: RefSeq, a predicted model, not a curated record
AUUCUCAUCAAUCUCUUGGCGCCUUUUGAAAAUAACGACAACAUGAUAAAGAAUUAAGAAAAGUUUGAAUUUCUAAAAUCAACUCGUGUUUUGAAAUUUCUUUCAUUAAUUCAAAAGAUAAUAUUCACUUAUUCAGUUUUGCAGAAAAUUUUGCCUGAUUUCUUACCAGUGGCCAUCAACUCUUCGAUGUUUCAACUUCAUUGUUGACCUGUGUGAAAUUUAUCUACAAUAUAUUUACAGUUUGUUUUGCUAUCACGAUGACUUCUAAUACAAGAUUGUCAAUUUUGAAACCUGGAAAAUCUAGUAAACAUAGAGAACCACUUCAAGAUGUGAGUCAAAUGUUUCCAAACAACGAUGAAGAAGAAACUACUACUACAGAUAAUCAUAAACGACGCGUUAGUUUUGCCUGUGUGAAUAAAGUAAAAGAAUUCGAAAAAGAAGCGGAAUGUACGACUCUUCACCAAACUCCCGCUUAUGACGAACGAUUUUCAAUUUCUUCAGACUCGUAUCAGUCAUCGAUAUCCGAACACCACAAUAAAUCUACGUUUUUAUCAUUUGGAGAUACAUCGAAAAUAUUGAGUCGCAGUAAAGGAAACGCCGAAAAUAUCGACGUCGUUGAAUUGGGACUUCAUAACGUGAGCAGAGGAGCACCAUCGCCCGGAAAAAUGAGCGCAGGCGAAGCUAGUAUGGAUAUCACCAGUGUAAUUAUGAGAGGUGAAUAUACCGAUUUCGAAUCCAGUACCGAGACAUAUUCCCCUUUGAAUCUUACGAAAGGUCGUCCAUCGAUGCAGUUUAUCGAUAAAUCCGAUAUCAGCGGCGAUAAAGAUAUACUAGACAGUUCCAGUAUGGAAACAACGGAAGCAUUACCGUGUCUGAUGACUGAAACGAUUGUGACGGACUUUGAAUCGUUCAACGAAACCUCGGACGUUUCUGAUGUUUCGGUCGUUGAAAUGGAAAUUGACGAAGAGAAAUCCAGCCGAUUAUCGAUGAUGCCAGAAAAAGUUCUCCAUAUUCGCGAAAGUACCACUUACGUGACCGAGAAGAAUAUUCGUGUCUCUAUCGAUAACAGAUCUACUAUUAGAAAUGAUUCGGCAAUGUCUUUAGAAAAUGACAUUAUUCGUAAAAACAUUUCUAACAGAUCUACUAUUAGAAAUGAUUCGGCAAUGUCUUUAGAAAAUGACAUUAUUCGUAAAGACAUUUCUAACAGAUCUACUAUUAGAAAUGAUUCGGCAAUGUCUUUAGAAAAUGACAUUAUUCGAAAAGACAUUUCUGACGUAGAGAUAACAGUCGAUCAAAAGAAAAAUAGUCGUCGAUCCAUGGUACCAGAAAAGGUUUUACAUGUACGCAAAAGUACCACUUUUGUAGUAGAGAAAGAUAUUCAGUACUCUGUCGAAGCGUUCGAUGAUGAAAAACAUUCUCCCGAAAAAUCCACCGUCGAAGUUGAUUUGGAAAUUUCCCAAGAAGAUGAAAUGACUCGAAAAGAUAUUUCAGACGUAGAAAUGGGAAUUGACGAAGAGGAAGAAAGUCGUCCGUCUAUGGCGCCGGAAAAAGUUCUACAAGUGCGUGGAAAUGCCACGUAUGUUCAAGACGAAGAUAUCCAGCACCCUAUCAAAGAACUCGUCGAUGUCGAGAAUUCGCCCAAAGAACCGAUUGAAACUGAGCCAGAAAUUUCCCGGAGAAGUGAAAUAAUUACAAAAGAUGAUUCUGUCGUAGAAGAGGUAAUCGAUGAACAAAAAGAUAAUCGUCCAUCUACGAUACCUGAAAAUGUUUUAGAAAACACCAAUUUGGUUCCGGAAAAAGAUAUCCCGGUCUCUGUCGAUGUGUCUUAUAAUAACGAAAAUGCUCCCGAAACACUCGACGUUGAAGCUGAUUUAGAAAUUUCCCAGAAAAUUGAAUCGAUUUCAAAAGACGUUUCUGACAUAGAAAUGAAAAUUGAUGAACAGAUGAACUGCUCGUCAUCUAUAGCACAAGAAGAAAUUUCCCAAGUCUGUAAAAAUAUCACUUUGGGUCCAGAAGAAGGUGUAAAAUUCAGUGUCGAUGAAAUCAGCGGUAUUGCAAGUCCUCCGAAGAUAUCCGUCCCCGAAACCGACUUGGAGAUUUCUCAGCAAAUUGAAACGAUUCAAACAGAUAUUUCAAUGAUAGAAAUCGAAACUAAUGAAGAGAAAAGUGUUUGUGCAGCAGUGCUGCCAGAAAACAUUCUACCUGCGUGUGAAAAUACCGAUUCAGUGCCAGAAAAAGAUAUCACCACUAUCGAUGCGUUCAGUGAUGCCGAAAAGUCUCCCGUAAGACUGAAUAUUGAAAAUGAACCAGAAAUCUGUCAGAAAAAUGAAUCAAUCCAGAAAGAAGAUUCUGUCAUAGAAAUGGAAAUCAAUGAAAGGAAAAGCUGUCUGCUAUCUACGAUGCCUGAAAAAGUUCUUCAAAUCGGCGAAAGUAUUACCUUAGCUGCAGAAAAAGAUAUCCAGUCAUCAUUUGAAAAUCCUUCAAAAAGACGCAGUACUGAAAUCGACUGUGAAAUCACCCAAAAGAGUAAAAUGUUCCGAAAAGAUGUCCCCGAAGUACAAACAGCUGUUGAAGAGGAGAAAAAUCACCCACAAUCUACGGUGCAAGAAAAAAUUCCCCAGAUCCGUGAAAGCAUCGCUUUGAUAUCGGAAAGAGAAAUCCAGAUGUCUGACGAUACAUUCGGUGAUAUCAGAAAUUCUCCCAAAAGACCAAACACCAUAACUGAUUUGGAAAUUUCCCGUAAUAAUGAAAUUGUUCGAAACCAAGUUGAAAAGACGCUUCAAAGCGGAGAAAUUCCGUAUUGGAACGUCGUUUCGAUGACAGAUUCGAAGUGGGAUUUCGAAGCUCUGUGGAGUCGUUUGCACUUGAUUGUUAUGUUACCUAAGAAUGAAACAAAGUAUUCCGCCAAGUUGAGCUUCGUGAAAAAAGGUUCAGGAAUUGGUGACGAAAUAUUGAAAAUAGCCAUCGCACCGAUUAUACGUAAAUACAGAAAGAAGAUGGAUGAACUAUGCGGUAGAGUCGAAGAUGUUAUAAUUUUCAUGAAAAUGACAUUACCUCAUAUCAAAUUCGCCGAAAAUUUUGCCAAUGAUUUCAGUAAAGUUGUAGAAUACGAAAGUAUCUCGCUGGAUAACGGAUUUGCAUCAUUCGCCGUUGCUCACUUUGAACGCAACUUUGAUAAAAAUAUACUCGCCACAAUAACGGUAGAUAUGCGAAAUAUAGAAGAAUUUUCUGAUUCUUCCAUCCAAGUUAAACAGAAAGUUGGAAAUCUAGACGAAGUCCACGUUCGUAAGAUUUUCUUCAAAGCACGCGGAGAUUUUAAUUUCUUUUCCAAAUUCGUGAAGGAAUUGAAUCGCGAAUUAGAUAAACAGGAGGUCAGAAGUUCAAGACGAGCAUUACUGAAAUCUUGAAUCGAGCUCAUUGUUAUAAAAUGAAUUACCUGUUUUGUAUUUUAAUCUCACAUGUAUAGAAAUGAUACUCUGUUUGCCGAUUGUUCAAACAAUUAUUUUUAAGUCAAUUUUUACUUUUUUUUAAAAAAUUAUUAUUAAAUUAAAUUAUUAAUUUUUAAGCGUGUAAUCUACUUCAAUUUCUUCUUCCUCUUUUUUCAGUUUUAAAUAUAUUGAAAUUGUAAAAUUUUUCGACAAAUGA